Closterium sp. Naga37s-1 is the source of this 4884-nucleotide messenger RNA. Lineage: Eukaryota; Viridiplantae; Streptophyta; Zygnematophyceae; Desmidiales; Closteriaceae. The record is from the annotation of a GenBank genome assembly.
AUGUGCGCGCUGUGCAAGAAAUUCGACGAGGACCUCGUUAUAGACAGGUUUCGUAAUAAGACUAAGACGGGGCGGUGGCUCCAGUGCCCGUCGCUCAAGUGCGGCUGUUACGUGCAUACGGACGGCGCUUUGGAGCGCGGAUUGGUGCGGGUUCUGACGGAAAAGGAGGCGGAAAGUGCGCUCACGGGUCCCCCAGAAACGGUAGCGGCGGUAGGCGCGGGAGGAAAGGGCGGAGCGGUGGGAGGGGGAGGAAGGGGAGAAACGGGAGGAGCGGCAGUCCCUGAGAAAGCAGCGUCGACGACUGGAGAUACAGCUUCCGUUGUUACUGGUCAGGAUGCAGAAGCUGUUGAGGGGGCGAAAAGGGGAAGGGUGGAGGAGAAGGAUACAGGUGCACGUGCGGGCGCGGGUGUUGCUUCGGGUAGUGAUCAAGACAGGGAUGCGCGGAAGGGGAGUGAGAGUAACGGAGGAGGGAAGCGUGUUAAGGUGGAGAGUGGUGUGAUCGAGGGGAGUAAGGCCAAGGUCAAGGCAGAACCGGAUGCAGCAGGGUCUUUAGGUGCUAUAGGGUUGCUAAACUCACCUCCGCCUAACCCAUCUCCCCCCAACCCACUUUCGCCCAACCCACUGUCGCCCAACCCACUUUCGCCCAACCCGUCUCCGCCCAACCCACCUCCGCCCAUCCGACCUCCGCCCAGCCCAGCACCGCCCAGUCCACUUCCGCCCCCUUCACCCAACGGCAGCGCCAGCCGCGCGGACAGUGACGCCGCGCCCAGCGCGUCCGCCGCUGGCGGAGAGGAAGGGGGGAGCCCCGCGUCCCCCCUUCCUAGCGCAGGCGCAGGCACAGGGGCGGCCGCAGGCGCAGGUGCGGGAGCAGGGGCGGUCGCAGGGACAGGGGUGGGCGCAGGAGCACGGAUGGGCGCAGGGGCGAACGCGCUGGGGAGUCCGGAAAGCGGGGGGAAGGGGCAACCCGCGCCUGCAGGGAAGCGGGCGUUUGCAGGGGGUGGGGGAACGGGUGCGCGCGUGCCAGAUUGUAUGCAAUACGUGUGCCCCCUGUGCGGUUAUACUAGUGCUAUGUGGGACCUGUUCAGAGAAAUGCUGACGACGAGUGCAGGGGUGAAGAAGAAGGAUAUGGGGAAGCUGAGCGAGGAGAUGGCGCGCGUGGUGAGGGUGACGCGCGGUGCAGAGUGGUGCGAGCCGUACCGGCGGCUGCAGGAGCGGUUGACUGCGGUGAUGCAGAGUAAUGAGGGGGUGAACAAGGUGGUGGGGGAGCUUCGCGCCUGCUUCGGCGUGCAAGAGCGCAGGCACGUGGCCACUAUGCUUGCUGCAGGCAAAAGCCCCCUUUCCUUCCCUCCUCCCCCCCUUCACUCCACUCCGCCUCCUCCUCUGCCCCCUUCCCAUACUCCCCGCGCCCUCGUACUUGCGAAUGCUCCUCAUUCUCCUUACUCAAAUCCUCCUCCUCCUCCUCCUCUCACUCCCUCGCACUCCAUGCUCCCGUCACUCCCCAGCCAGCCUCCUCCCUCGUCUGGGUCACCAAGCCCCAUGCAGAUCGACCCUCCUAUCAGCCCUCCUACCGUACCUCCUACCGUACCUGCUACCGUCCCUGCUACCAUACCUGCCACCGCACCUGCCACCAUACCUGCCACCGCACCUGCCACCAUACCUGCCACCGCACCUGCCACCUCACCUGCUGCCGGUCCAGUUCCGCCCCAUAACUCCUCCCCUUCAACGCACUCAGCGCACGCACAGUCAUCCUUGCAGCAGGGGCCAGGGGUAGCAUUACAGGGGGGCUUUGAGGCGCCUGGAAAGUCACAGGCAUUAGUGCAGCAGGGGUCAGGGGUAGCAGCAUUGCAGGGGAACCAGCUCGGCCCAGGGACUACCACCCUCCUAGGGACCGGCAGGGGCAGAGGGGGGAAUGGUAGUGUGCCUGUGGUGCCGAGUACUGGUGCUGUGACUGUUAGUACUGGUGGUGUGGGUGGUGCUGGUGGUGUGGGUGGUGCUAGUGGCAAUGCGUCGUCCGUUACUGCUCACCGGCAGCAGCAGCAGCAGCAGCAGCAUCAGCAUCAGCAGUUAAAUAGCAGACCUUCCUCUGGUUCUGCUGGUGCUGGUGUCUUACCAGGCCAACAGCACAGGACUAGCAGUGGGGGCGGUGAGCAAGGAGCAGCAGGGCAAGCAGUAACCUCUGGGGCAUUUUCAGCUUUCAACUCAAAUCCACUCUCCCCCACUGCCGCUCCUCGGCCCCCCACUCAUACCGGCCCACCAAACGCCUCUCUGAAGGCCUCGUACACCCUAUACAACACCCAGAAGAGCCCUACAAGUGCCUCUGCCUCCUCUAACGCCCUCUCUAUCGCCCUUUCCAGUUCCCCACUUACCCUUCUUCCAACCUGCUCGGCCAUGCAUGCGCGCAGCCCCAGCCCUCCCUCCACCCUUUUUCCAAGCGGCUCAACCACACAUGCUCGCAGCCCCAGCCCUCCUUUUACGACCCCUGGCAGCUGUAAUAAUCCCACUGCUCAUCCCCCUGCCACCACCGCUCUUCCGUCGAGCGCGCCGCCGUACAAUAAACCCAAUACCCCCGGGUCGAACGCGAAUCUCGUGUUUCGCUCAAAUAACGAUCCGGGUAGUUGUUCUCAUGGGAUAUCGAGCCAGCAGCAGGGCAACCACUCGUUCCCUGCGGUUUCGGUAGUGUCAGAAGGCCUGCCUCCGGGAGCCAAUCCACUUCUGCCACCUGGCCUGUGCCUGCCCUUCCCCCCUGGGAUAGUCACAGAGGAGAGGGUUUCGGCUUCUGCUCUUGGAUUGGCCCUAGCAGCACAGUGUGUGACUGUAGUAUCUGUGCCUGACGAGAGAGGCAUGAAUGGGGCGGGUGGGGCAGGAGGGGCAGGAGUGACAGGAGUGACAGUAGCACCAGGAGCAGGAGCAGGAGCAGGAGGGGCAGGAGCGGCAGCGGUGGCAGGGGAAGCAGUGGCAGCGGGGGGGCGAGGGGGAGGAAAAGGCGGAGGGGGAAGGGGCGGGGGAACAGGGGCGAGGGUUACAAUAGCGGAGAAGCUAGGACUGCUGGGGGAGCCAGAGAUAGGAGCGUAUGGAAUAAUGGGAGCAGGAGGAGCAGGAGGGGCAGGAGGAGCAGGAGCAGGAGGAGCAGGAGGAGCAGGAGGAGGGGUGAUGGGCAGGGGAAACAGGGGCGGAGGGGCAGGUGGGGCGUCAUGGAAUAAGGCUGCGCUGUCAGCUGUGGAUAGGAGAGACUCGAAGCACCUGAAAUCAGGGGCUGCGGGUGCAGCGGGGGCAGGGACAGGGGGAAGCGGAAGUGCCGGGGGAGGGGGAAGAUCAGGGUUUGGGGGGAUUGGACCCAGGGGAGGGGGGAGCGUGGGGAGUAUGGGGGGUUUGGGCGUGGGCAGUGUGGGGAGCUUGGGGGGAGGAGGAGUGUCGGCCAUUGCAGGGAUUGUUCAGCCACCACUGCCAGAAUUCAGGAACAUAUACAACGGCGCUCAGAUACCCCUCCCACCAACACUGAAGAAAUCAGCAACAGGAGGAGACUCCUUCCCUGCCCUCCCGCCCUCUCUGCUCGCCUCUCACCACAAUCUCUACUCUCGCCAAGUUCCCCCACUUCCCUCGCCACCCUCCUCGACCGCUCCUGCACCUGCUACUGGUUUAUCUGCUUCAUCUCUCCCUCUCUCCGCCACCACUUCUGCCACAGCUGCUGCUGCUGCUUCUCCUACUGUUGCUGCUGCUGUUGCUGCAACGGGUGGGAAUUGCAAAGCACCUGAGGGAGGGCGAGGAGGGGAGGGGGACGGAGGUGGCAGUGCUGGGAGGGCGGUUGGAAAUGGGAGAGUGGAGGCUAUGGGACGAGGUUCUAGUGUGGCUGCUGGUGGUAGUGGCGAGCAGAAGGAGCAGAGGGAGCAGCCAGGCAGAAACCAUGCUCCUGCUGUUGCAAGUGGUGUUGGUGCUGGUGUUGCUGGUACGGUUCGUUCAGGGCCGAGUGGGGAGGGAAGUGGGGCAGUGGACAAAGCAAGUAGGAGUCAGACAGGGCGACAAGCAGCAGAGCAGGGUACAGUGGCAGGGACUGGCAGUGGGGGCACUGCUGCCACAGCAGGUGCUGGUUCUUUGAGAGGCUCAGGUGGUUCAGGUGGGCUUUCAGGUGCCACAGGAGCUAUCUUAGCCAAUGGCAAUGCCUCCGCACUUCAAACUGCUGCCACUGCUCCGUAUACUACAGCUUCCGCAGGUGAUCCGAGCAGGGGAGGAGCAAAAGAUAGAGAGCGAAAGAGAGACGCAGAGAACGGGGGAGAGAUGGGCCAUGAGGAGGCGAAGAGGCAGAGAAAGGCAGGAGGCGAGGAGGCGAGUGGGGACAGAGGGAUGGUGAAUGGAAAGGUGAAAGGUGAAGGCCGGGAGUUUGCGGGAGGGGAGAUUCAAGGAGGCAUGGAGGAGGCACUGGUGGGAGCUAUAGUUGGGAAGCUGGAACGGAGGCGACGAGAUUUGGAGGAGAAGCGGAGGGAGCGGAGGGAGAGGCUGGACGUUAUUGUAGAGAAGCGGAAGGAGGUGCAGGAGGUGCGGGAGGAGAAGAGGAGGCGGUUGGAAGAGGUGGAAAGGGAUGCAGAGAGGAAGAUCUGUGAAGCGGAGGAGCUGGAGGUUCGGGCGGCGAAGGCCCGGGCCGAAGCAGAGGCGGCGGUUCGGGGGAAGGCGGAACUUACAGCAAGGUUACAGGAGGAGUAUAGGGAGAGAGAGGUGAGGGUGGUGAGGGAGGUCGGGGAGGAGGAGAGAGCGAGUGUGGAGUUGGAUAAAGUGAUUGCUGAGGGGGAGGAGAAGCUGAGGGAGAUGGAGAAGGAGAAGGAGGAGAUGGUGAAGAGAGUGAGGGAGAUGAUGAGAAUGAUGGUGACUCAGGUGGAAGGGUGGGGGGAGUAA